AUGGCCCAAAAAGACUGGAGCGCCACCCAGUAUUUGAAGUUCGAGGAUGAGAGGACACUACCAGCGCGCGACCUUCUCGCUCGAGUUCCCCUGCAGACUCCCAAGAAGAUAGUGGAUCUGGGCUGUGGACCAGGGAACUCUACUGCGGUCUUGGCUGAUCGAUAUCCUCACGCUCAUCUCAUGGGAAUGGAUUCCUCUCCCGAUAUGAUCCAGAAAGCAAAGUCCUCUCUCCCAGAAAUUGAAUUCAGCGUCGAUGACCUGAGAUCAUACUCUCCCCCUCCAUCGGUUGACCUGUUCUUUUCCAAUGCGGUCCUCCAAUGGCUCAAGAGAGAUGAACGCAUGGAAGUCGUCAAGAAGUUGAUGGAAACCCAGCCCUCUGGUGGAGUGUUUGCUUUCCAGGUCCCAGAUAAUCUCACGGAGCCGUCACAUGUGGCAAUGACGGAAGUUGCCGCGCAAGGCCCCUGGGCGACCAACCUUGCUAGUGUCAGCAGGGAUGUCUUUCAAACGCCGCAGGAGAUCUAUGAUCAGCUGAAGCCGAUAUCGUCGGAAGUCAAUGUCUUCAGACUCGAGUACUACCACUCUCUUGAGAACCAUGAAGCUAUAAUGCAAAUGCAUCUCCUCGCCUCUAUUAUCGCCGCUUUCGCUAUCAACCUUUUCCAUGCAGCACCUAGCCCAUACUAUCUCGACCCUGAGGCCCCUGCUGGGGGAUGCUGGAUAUCGGUACUAGAUCCAGUGACCAAGUAUUCCUCCGGUCGUAUCCACGUGGACGGAACAAAGUCCUGCUACGUGAUUUUGAACGAUUACUUGGGAUGCAAUGACAUUUCCAAACCCUUUGGCAUAUACAAUGAAACAUCGGGGUACUGCGAUUCUCAUGAUGGAUCCGAACCGAUGAUAACUCCUAUCUGUGGUGGCUUCGUCUGGCUCUUUGGCAAGACCCAUGAAUCGGCCCCCGUGCCGCCACUCAACUGGAGACAUCGUGAUAUAGCCGCCGGGGAUCUAUGGUUUAAGAAUUCCGAGACGUAUGUAAACGAACAGCCGUUUAAAUUGGGCAAGACAGGAUGCACAACCUAUGCUCGCUUUGCAGGUGAUAAGUUCGACAGGUUCGAUCAGGUGUGUGGAUUGGUAGAGUCGCCCAAGAAAACGAAUAGCUGGUGA
Messenger RNA from Aspergillus tanneri, 1155 nucleotides. RefSeq lists its product as uncharacterized. The record is from RefSeq and is a predicted model, not a curated record. NCBI's taxonomy places the organism in Eukaryota, Fungi, Ascomycota, Eurotiomycetes, Eurotiales, Aspergillaceae. The transcript has 3 exons. Bases 1 to 1155 code for a protein of 384 amino acids.